AUGUUGCCAACCAAAUGGCUACAGCGGUUGCACGAUGCGCGAAUUCGGUUAUGCCAUAACACUGCGUGUCACGCUGAACAUGAUGAAUUGCGAUUUGUGCGCGAUUGGGCCUACCUGAAUCCCGGCACUAAACAUGUGCCUCGGAACAUUAUUAUUAAUUGCGAGAAAAAUAUCAAGCGCUACGUGUACUUUUUGAAACGUCGUUACGGACCACCUGUUGAGGUCACUGUGGACCAGUAUUUUAACGUAAAUAUUAGCCAAUGGGCAGAGGGUCUUUAUUGGCUCUUUUGUGACGAACACACGCUCAAAAUAUACUCGGGAUUUCCUCGAGCGAUUUUCGACAAAGGUCACUUUGAACAAGAUUGCAGCGGAGCCCCCGAUGUGAUCUAUUUGGAAGAUGAACGGAAGGAAUAUCAGCUUUGUCAAUGGAAAGCUGUAGUUCCAUCCUUUUGGGAGGGAGUUGCACGAGUUUUGCAACCACUGCAAGCGUCACUUCGAUGUCAUUCGAUUCCACCUGGACUGAAUUUUGAACAAGGUUUGCUACGAACCGGUGCAAGAGAUAUGAUGCAGGGCUUUAUCAAAGUGUUCUGUUAUCCCGGUCGUUUUCAAAAGACACUUAUAAUUGCAUCCAGUCCACAGGAAUUCACCAUUCAUUUGUCUCCAAAAGCAUUCAUCAUAAACAACACACAUUCGGGGAAACUAAGUGCUGCAGUCGGACGUUUUGCGGAUGGUGAGCGCGUGAAUGCCUAUCUGACGGCACGAUUCCCAGUUACGUGCGCUGUCACUUAUACAAGUCAAAAACCGGGUUUCGUAUGGUUGUUUACUGGUCAAACUCCAUUUGCUGCCCUGUUCUCGGGAAUGGCACGUAUUGUUUGCAAUCAAACCGAAAUGCGAUUACAACAGGUGUUCAAUCGAAUUGUAGUGACCGGUCCUGAUGGUAGACCUCCAUGCGAGCCCCCCAACGUGAUUAAACUGGAAAAGAACAGAACAUCGUAUCCGCGGUGCCCACCGUUGGACAUGUCAGAUAGACCGAUAGCCGGAGUACAACUGCCGCCCGAUGUACAAUGUUUGGACCUGCACAAACAAUAUCGCUUCGUCGAGGGAAGUCUAGUGAUCACGAUAGCACCAGUUGAACCCGACCUGGUGCCAUUUUUGUGCACACCCGGCUUGCAAAACAAAUCCAUUCUUAUUCAUGAUCCGAAUGAUCUUCGUUUGGAAAUAAUCGGACAGGAGGCACAAUCCGUCUUUGAUGACGAAGGACACAAAUACGUGUGUGUUUUGACGGGACCGAUCGACUCAAUGUUGGGCUCUGAAGUAAACAAACCCCGCUGGAGGUCAUUGUGGUUUCGCACACGCGUGACAAUCAUGGGCAAUGAGAUUAGAGUCGAUAAAGAAGCCUCUCUGGGCGAACAUUCGUACGAAUGUUUUUAUCAUCGCCCAUGGAUCUCGUUGCGCCAACCGUUUCAAUUCAAGGUUUCGCAAAAGUCGCAAAUCAAGCUUAUUAUCAAGUAUGAAGGUAAAGAAAAACAAUAUUACUUGCCCAAAGAAGAGUUGCCCAAAAUCUUUUGUCACCUGCACGGCGGUAAAAUGACCGAGGAAGACUCGAUUCGAUGGAGUCUACUGCACGGAGAUGUGCCCUAUCGUUUGACGAUCAUUGGUAUGAGACAUCAACUGGAACUGGAUAACGGCGGACCGACGGAAAGCACUUUUCGGUGUUCUACAGUAGGCCAGUCAAAAUGCCUGUCCAAAAUCAUUUUAUUGAGGAUUAUAAACGGUGAAGCCACAUUUGAGAUAUCCGAAACCGACAACAUUGGACCACUAGCUUUUGUCUCUUGCCAAUUUACAAGCCGCUAUCUGGGCAUCGACACGGAGAGUGGAACGAAAAUUGCUGCAUAUGAUAUCUCCGGUGAGCUUCAAAACUGA
Messenger RNA from Echinostoma caproni, 1923 nucleotides. NCBI's taxonomy places the organism in Eukaryota, Metazoa, Platyhelminthes, Trematoda, Plagiorchiida, Echinostomatidae. The record is from the annotation of a GenBank genome assembly.